AGUUCCAUUGGCUCACAUCUGGCUGCCCUGGCGGCAGUUGAGGUGGAGCUGGGGAGGUCCCCAGCCUCGUGUGCAGGGCGCUCGCUGCUAACUCCCUGACGCCGGCUCAUUCUGCCAAAUUCGAAGAGAAGUUUUCCACGCUCGCUUUGACACCAGUUGCACAGUCUCAGAGCACCGGGAUAUUUAUUUUAAAAAAAAACCCUAAAAAGAUCCAACGCCUAUAGCCCUUCACUUGCGUAAGAGACGCAUCACCUGAUGUUCUGUGGGGAGUCUCUUGUGUAAUUUGUAAAGUGAAGUUGGAGGGCACUGCUGGGAUUGUCACCUGCCAUCAAGGCGAAAAACCGAGCCGCGUCAACAUCUCAAACGAAGGAUAUCGCCUGGACCGCCAAUCACUCCGCCUCGAGAAGUGAACUAAGUAUUUCGUGACUCAUCCUUCAACCGCUGUCGGGUUUUUUUUUUCUGCGUGCCCAAAGGACCACGACCACCGAGACAGCAACCUCGACAUUUCAUCGGCCAAAUUCCCGCAGUGGCCGUGAGGCAGGAAGAAGACGUGAGAGAUGAUGGGUCACCUGUCCUCUCCGCCCUCGCCGUCCACCCCCCGAGGCCCCGUGGUGCGGCGCGUGGUGAAGCUGCUCAGGCGGUACCGCUCGGCGGCCGCCGUCACCCUGCUCAUCCUCGUGGCGCAGAGCGUGGCCGUGUGGAGGUUCGGCAGCGUGCAGGAGCUGGGGCACCCGGAGCAGCCGUGGGGGGGCAGGGCCGGGCGGCGCAGUCGGGCACAGCUGCCCGACGCCGACGAGCUGCUUCCACGUAGCCACGACUACAACGCUUUGUAUCUACCAAGUGAGCGUUUCAAGAGCAAUAUCAAAGAAAACGUUAAACAGUUAGACAACAUGUCUUCGUUGGAGACAAAGUACUCCUCGUGGCAAAACCUGGGAAAUGAGAUUGCAGUGAAAAAUGAAAUUGAAAAGAAAAUAUUGUGGAACGCUAGAGCAGCAAACGGCAUCGCGCGCAAGGGGAACAUCUCGAGCAAGCUGUGGAGUCAGCACCAUCAGAAAAGCCUUGGCAGCAUACACGGCAUCAAAGCUUCGAAAUUUGUACAAAAGGAUAUCAAGACUCACGGCGGCUUGACGUCGAACAAUAUCAAGGCGGUAAUGGUCGGCGGAAAUUCGCUGCGACAAAACAGGGCUAAAACCAAGGCUUCAACUGAAGAGUCUCAGGCUCUCCCGCAGCCAAUCUCCGCCACUCCGUGCAAGAUCGUGGAAGCAGACGCCCUGUCGGCCAUGUCCCGGGCACAGAGCCGUCAGUGCAAGGAGGAGCUGGCCGCUGUCGUCUGCCUCCACCAACAAGGACGCCUCAUGCCCGAGGAGUUGCCGCGAACGUGUCCUCUUAAAGAGAAGAAGCCUGGGGUCAGCGUGCAGUGGCUGCAGGAGGAGGCGGCUCGCGCGGCGCUCCCGGCGAAGAGGACGAGGCCGGCAGCGGCGGGGGAGGCAGCCUCCUCAUCUCCGGUCCGCGUCGCCUUCGUGCUCGCGGUGCACGGACGCGCCUCCCGGCAGCUGCUGCAGAUGUUCCGCGCGAUCUACCACGCGUCGCACUUCUACUACAUCCACGUGGACAAGCGUUCGAAUUACCUCUACAAGCAGGUGCUGGGACUUGCCCAGCGCUACGAGAACGUCCGCGUGACGUCCUGGCGCAUGUCGACCAUCUGGGGGGGCGCCAGCCUCCUCACCAUGUACCUUCGCGCCAUGUCUGAUCUGAUGGCCAUGGACGACUGGCCGUGGGACUUUUUCAUCAACCUCAGUGGCUCCGACUACCCGAUUCGAAGCAAUAAUGAACUGGUCGCCUUCCUCACCAAAUACAAAGACAAGAAUUUCCUUAAAUCUCAUGGUCGAGAAACUGAAAAGUUCAUUAAAAAACAGGGCCUGAACAAAGUGUUCCACGAAUGCGAUGAACACAUGUGGCGCGUAGGAGAACGCAAAAUGCCGGCAGGGAUUGCCAUCGAUGGCGGCUCGGACUGGUUUGCGGUCACCCGCCAAUUUGUGUCCUACAUCAUUCACUCCAAAUCCCGCCUGGUGUCUCAGCUCAAACAGUUCUACGCUUUCGCCCUGUUACCAGCAGAGUCGUUCUUCCACACCUUGCUGGUGAACAGCGAGCAUUGUGCCACACUGGUUGACAACAACCUGCGCAUGACCAACUGGAAUAGAAAGUUGGGCUGCAAGUGCCAGUACAAGCACAUCGUGGACUGGUGUGGCUGUUCCCCAAACGAUUUCAAGAUCCACGACUUGCCAAGAUUCCAGCAACUUACACGCCCGACAUUUUUUGCCCGUAAAUUUGAGGCAGUGGUGAGCCAAGGGGUGCUCACGGGUUUGGACGCGGCUCUGUUCGGAGGGCCGCCGCUGCCGAGCGGACCGUCUCUGCAGGCCUACUGGGAAAAUGCGUACGAUGAGAGGACGGACUCGUCGGCAUCGCUCGGCGACGCCGCCCUCACGAUCUACCAGGGCCUCUUCCGCCUCGGCGUCGCUCAAAACGCGCACCAAACACCACGGUCCGGCAGCAGCCUGUGCAGCUACGAGCCAGUGGGGCAUCCCACAGCUGCCCACGUUUACUUCUCAGCCGACCGAUUCCAGGGUAUCUUGGUGCAGCAGAGAGCGUCACACUCAGCCUCCCGCCACGAGGAAGUUCUGGAAACCUGGGCGUACCCAAGCAACCACUACAAAGUGUACAACUCCACUCUGUUACCCCGGCUGCAGAAGAUGGAGGUGGGGACAGACUGGGACCCCAAGGAAAGGGUUUUCAGAAACUUCGGGGGGCUGCUGGGCCCGUGGGAGCAGCCCGUGGCCGUGCAGCACUGGGUGCCGGGGGCUAACGUCACCGUGACGGUGGUGUGGCUGGACCCCGCCGGCGUGAUCGCCGCUUCGUACGACGCUCCCGUGCGCGGGGACCUGCUCGUGACCCUGUACCGACCCCCGCUGCGGCUGCCUCUCCGACCAGGGGCCUGGUCCGUCCGCCUGCUCGUUCGCUGGCGCCCCGUGGCGGAGGUGUCGUUCAUGGUUUGCCCGUUGGCUUUCUUGGACGGGCAACCGAUGACGAAAGAGAAAGCUGCCUAUGCGCACAUGGGCCCUCCGCAGAACAAGUAUUUGGAGCAGAGCUUCCAAGGUCUCAGAAGAGUGCUGAAACUUCCAGUCGAAAACACAGGGCAACAGGAAGCUAAUGAACAUGCCUUACUCACAGACAAGGCCCUCUGGGCCUGGAUUGAGAACCUCAUUUCGCGAUUUUGGGUGCUGGCUGACACUUGCUCUGUUUCUGAGAGCUCUGUCCGACUGGGUUGCCAAUCGUUGCCUCCCUGCAGAAAAUCGGUGUGGAGCUCCCAUUAUCCUGAUCCAAAAUCUGAACUUGGACCUGUCCAGUUGAAUGGCACCAUCAGACAUUAGCCCGGCCGCACAGCAGUGGCGGCACGAAGCUCUGGGUUCGGGAGGCUAUGAAACUCACCUCGCGUUUUCCAUUGUCAGGAAAAUGCGCGCGGGUGGAUUGAGAAAGUGUAACGCGUUGGCAGGAGCUUCCCCCAGAGUUUCUCCACCACCGGAUGGACACAUUCAGAGUCCGUGCAGCUUUCCAGAACUGGUAUCGUGGCUGCUUCUGCCACUGCCACGUUACCAUUGGAUGCUGCUUGUACUUUUCAAUGAUCAAUUGAUCCACCUGCAUUGCAUCACCUGAGAUUGGAAAACCCGUAUCGCCACUGCAAAAACGGGAGAUUGAUAGAAAGAAACAAGGCUCUCCCAACAUCAAUUUGGUGCCCGGUUUGAUGUUCAUGACAUUUUUUUGUAACAACAAACUAUUUCACUUCCUUGUUUUAUACCAACAGAUUUGUAAAAAAAAACACAUUUUCUAAUGAAAAUGUGUAGAUGAGUUUCGUUGUCAUCAGCCAUGCUCUAUCUACCGCUGGAUCAAGAGCUCCCCAAUCAAUUUCCACUCCAUGUAUUAUUACGUCGGUUUGACAACUCCACGCCAGCCGAUUUCGACGCUCCAUCUCUGCGGUGAUGAUACUGCUGAUUGGAAUAUGGCAACAUGCUGUGGCUAUACAUCUGCACAUCUGCAUUGAGCAUCCGUUAUGCUAUACAGGGCAAUACAAUUAAAUGGCUGGGAGCAAAGCAAAUCAGAUGCUGCCAGCAUUGAUACCCCCAAGUAGUACUCACGAAGUGAUCCUCAUUUCAUCGACUCCAGAGGAAUAAGCUGCUGAGUUGGCCCAAGCAACUGUUUAAGCCCUUAGGGAUGGCGUAUUUGCAGGCAUAUACUUUGCGCCAUCUUUUUUACGUAUGCCACACGUGGAAAAACCAUUGGAGGCAGAACCCAAUGAAGUGGGUUUUGUGUGGAGCUUCCAAGAUAUUUCUGCAAAAAGUCAGGAAGCGGCUAUCACCUUUAUUCGUAACAAUUUUACACUGAAUCAAGGUACGACUGCAUCUUACUAUGGCCAGGAAGACCUUAGCAAUAGCGAGAUUUGAGGCGAUUAAUUUUCUUUCAAACCUUUUAAACGCAGCGCAUUCUUAUUUUGGACACCACCAUUGCACAUUUUGGAGACCUCUCUCGUCUAAAAUACGAGUACUGUCAAAAGGCCUGAAUCACGAUGGAAAAAGGCACAGAUGACAGAACGCAAGCCGUUAACUGUGAUCGCGACGCGGCUUCAAACUGUGGCACUAUAAGUGUGCAAAACCGUACACGUCAUUUUUUUUUGUAGUGAACUCAUGCCAUUUCCUGUAUUUUUAUUUCUCAAGCACGCAUGUCAUUGUUUUUACAACAUUCCUACGGCCAAUUUGGUCCCAAUGUGACCACAUUCGUCAAUGUCUGAUCAUGACUGUAGCAGUAGAAGCUUGUUGCAAGCAGGGAACGCAUGCUAUGAAAUAAGUUAUUCAGAUUCAAACUCUAUUAGCUAUUUUAUGAAAGAAAAGUAAUAUAUACCAUUGCUCAAUAUUCUGAAAUAUUUUGUUAAAUUAUUGUAAAGUGUCACCUCGCACAUAUUUUGCGGAAACUCUAUUUAUAACUUUAAAUAUUUUUUUAAAACAACUCUGCAUUUGUUUUAAAAUGUAGACCUAAAUAUACAAAGCAAGAGCACAACGUUCUGCCGGGAGUGGUGGCCCACACCUGUAGCUUAAGACGUGGGGCUGGUGAGCCCCACGGAGGUGUGAUGCCCACCUGUAUGAUAC
Messenger RNA from Lethenteron reissneri (Far Eastern brook lamprey), 5195 nucleotides. Its product is annotated as xylosyltransferase 1-like. NCBI's taxonomy places the organism in Eukaryota, Metazoa, Chordata, Hyperoartia, Petromyzontiformes, Petromyzontidae. Gene Ontology annotation, biological process: heparan sulfate proteoglycan biosynthetic process; chondroitin sulfate proteoglycan biosynthetic process. Gene Ontology annotation, cellular component: membrane. Gene Ontology annotation, molecular function: protein xylosyltransferase activity. The record is from RefSeq and is a predicted model, not a curated record.